UCGAUAUGUGGUCACUUGGUGUGUCUGUGGCUGAGCUGGCUAUGGGAACGACCCCAUAUCCUGGACAUCAUCCCUAUGAUAUGGUGAAGUUCAUUGUGGACACUCAGGGUCUGCCCCCAGACCGCCUCCUCAGGUUGGGACCACAUACCAACCACUGCUUUGAGAGACAGCGCAUCAACGGUCAGGACACCUGGACACUGAAGACUCCUGCACUGAUCCAGAUGGAGACGGGACACAAUUCUGCAACAGCAGAAAGGUGGUGUUGACCUGUCUGGAGGACAUCAUGGAGAGGCGCAAGCAGAGACCAG
This is a messenger RNA of Thalassophryne amazonica, 308 nucleotides long. RefSeq names its product homeodomain-interacting protein kinase 1-like. NCBI's taxonomy places the organism in Eukaryota, Metazoa, Chordata, Actinopteri, Batrachoidiformes, Batrachoididae. The transcript is spliced from 4 exons. The record is from RefSeq and is a predicted model, not a curated record. The coding region runs from base 6 to 266 and encodes 86 amino acids.